AUGGCAGGCAAUGCCGGCGGAUCGAUGCCCUCUGAGCCUAAAGCUGCAUCUUGGAAACGUUUGCCACUGCCGAUGGCGAUGACGGCCCUGUCGAUGACCUUGAUCCGGAUUGCGCUGGUGUUGCGCUGGUGUUGCGCUGGGCUGAAGUGGUGGUGCGGCAGCGUUGUACGCAGCAGAACCUCACCGCCUUCUCUUUUUAUUCCUCGCAUUCAUGGAAUUCUUGAACUGUCAACCAAAUCUCAUGCUCGGCAAAUGCAACAGCUUUGUUCGGCUCUCUCCAUAUGGAGAUGA
Molecule: messenger RNA, 291 nt
Organism: Ustilaginoidea virens
Lineage: Eukaryota; Fungi; Ascomycota; Sordariomycetes; Hypocreales; Clavicipitaceae
Exons: 1
Coding region: 1-291 (96 amino acids)
Source: RefSeq, a predicted model, not a curated record